AUGUCAAGGUCGUCAUCCAUUCCGACACAAUGCGGCCGCACAUUUGGUGCCAACAUCACAAAUGCGUUCCGCAGUCCCACGCCUACUCCUCUGAAUUCCCAGGAGUUUGCACCACUGCCUUGCCUCAAACCGGUUGAGUUCGGCGAUCCACAUAUGGGGGCUCAGAUGCUACCACCCCCACUAAAGCGUCUCAAGACCGAACCGCAAGGAAUUGAAGAGGAGGUGGCAGACGUAAGUCAGAAAAUACCGUUGAAUCGCGAGACCGGGGAUAGGAGAGUAGGAGGAAGUAAAGCCCAGUGUUUGGAGGAGCGUCCUAUGGUAGAUCGCCUCGUCACUCCUUCUUCACCUCACUCAUCACGAAUUGGAUUUAACCAAGAAGAGUUCAAGCCCCAGAUAUAUUCCCCCAGGGCGAUGUCACUGAUCACCGAAUCUGGAGCCCACGUUACCGCUCAAAAGCAUUUUAUGAGCCCAGUGGCCGCUUCAGUAUUGCGACGAGGGACCGCGGCGUCAGUUUAUGCACCUCAGACGCAAGCUUCAGGAUGGCGUGCAAGUAGUCGUUUUGAGUGGUCAAAUGAGUCGACUCAUCUUUGUCAAUCUUCGGGAGUGGUGCACCGGCUAUGGCAACGUGCCAAUGCCGGAGAAGGUGAAGAUGACAGCAGCAGCGACGGGUUAGAGGACGUCAGCCCUAUUCUCGAGCUCAAUCAGCAACCAUCAACUUUGCUCGAUGUGUCAGCAAAUUCUUCUCCGAAUAAGAAGAGAGGUGCUGAAGUCAUGGCACAAAAUGAUUGGUCGCCUUUUGUUUCUAAGGAGGCCCUUGAGCUGUUCUCAAACGCAUUUAAUGACGUUUACAACCUCUAGCCUCUUACAGAAGUAGUUAUUUGUGAAGAAAUUAACAACAGAGGCACGCUCUUAUGCUACAAUAUAUCAUCCGGGAGGGGGAUGAAACAAGAGUAUCGAGGAGGAAAGAGCUACAAAAUAUCGAUUAGAUUGAAAAGGAUAUUUCACAAAAAUAGCUGGGUAGGAUGUGUGAAAGUUCUUUGGAUUUCUGCAAAAGAAACGCAAAGCCCACCUUCACAUAUAAUAGUAUGAAGAAAAACUAGCAACAUAUUCAUCGACUGGAUCCGAGAUGGGGAAACCAGUUCUCAUAGAACUCAUAGGAUAACUGCAUGCGUGAAAG
Phytomonas sp. EM1 is the source of this 1177-nucleotide messenger RNA. Lineage: Eukaryota; Euglenozoa; Kinetoplastea; Trypanosomatida; Trypanosomatidae. The record is from the annotation of a GenBank genome assembly.